AUGGAUCCAAUAAGCGCGACCUCAACCCGGGUUGUCGAUAUUUUCCCGGGAAAGAAGCUCGAAAACCAACGCCCAUUCCACGCAAAAUUGCCGGGUUUUCUGGCUGCGGACACGAACGAUCGAACAUUUCGGCCAGCCGAAACUUCAGCCGAACAUUUUCAUACGGUGGGAGCCGGGGCGCAAGGGGAUGCCGUAGUGGCGGCCGUCCUGAAAAAAGCCGGGCAACCCGACCGGAAGGUGGUGGCAAAACGCUAUGCCAUCAACCAAAAUACGACGGCCGAUCAGCUACGCCUUUUGCGCCGCGAGAUCCGAAACAUGAAAUUUCUAGUGCACCAAAAUGUAGUGCCGUUGCUGGCGACAUUCUGGGAGCCGGGAACGAAUUCGGAGGGAAAGGGCACGAUCGAUACCGUAUGGCUGGUGGCUGAGAGGAUGGACGUGUCGCUGGCCAAAUAUAUUGAGCUGCUCGGCGGAAAAGGAGGACUUCGCCCCUCGGAUCAUACCGUAUGCCUGCUCGUUCAGCUGUUGAUGGCGUUAGAUUAUUUGCGGCAAAGGGGCAUUAUGCAUAGGGACAUCAACCCGAAAAACAUCGGGCUCAAUAAGCAUAACUUCGUGAUCAAGCUGCUCGAUUUUGGGUCUUGCGGCUACACCUCAAGUAAUGGCAGGCAUACAACCCAUGUCACUACCCCAUGGGCAAAUCGACCUCUAGAAGUGCUCCUCCACGAUGAGGGCGGCUACAAUUGUGCCGUCGACAUUUGGGCGGUUGCGCUGACGGUGUUGGAAUUUACUGGGGUGCCGUUGUUCGAGUUUACGGCCGAUGACAAUAGGACAGAAGUAGAGAAGCGCUCGAGUCUGAUGGUGAACAAGAUUUUGGACGUGAUGGGGCUGAAUGAAUACUGUCACGGAUUUAAACAACUUAUCGCUUACGAAAAACGAUCUGGAAAUCUGGGGAAACGACUAACUACCGCCGCUAACCGAAUAGCACCUUGCCCCCAAGGCAUAUCAACACCGAAAAAAUUCGUGGAGCUUCUAACGGCGAUGCUACAGCCGAAUCCAAUGGAUCGGCCACUGCCAAUUCAAUGUUUGAAUUACCCAUAUAUUGAAGCUAGAGCGAAAUGGUACAUGCGAGAUGAAAACCGCGGUCGUGCCGAAAAAUCAACAGCCCAUGAUGAACUGCUCGAAGACCUCCGCCAUUUUUCGCUACAAAUU
Molecule: messenger RNA, 1206 nt
Organism: Mesorhabditis spiculigera
Lineage: Eukaryota; Metazoa; Nematoda; Chromadorea; Rhabditida; Rhabditidae
Source: the annotation of a GenBank genome assembly